CCUAGUUAAAUUAGACUGCGCUCUAUCUAUGACUGUCUUAAUGCUCAGUAAUGUUUUGAACAUUUCAGGAAAAAUUAAUUAAAAUGGUCUUCCCCCUCAGAAAUAGCCUUGGCAUGUGGAAUGUAAAUUUACAUUUAGCUACAUUUCCUAUGUUCUUUUCUAGUACUGGAUGAAUGAAUACACUUCCUCCCUUGGAAUUGGAGUAUUUCACUCAGGAAUUGAGAUAUAUGGUAGAGAAUUUGCUUAUGGUGGUCAUCCAUAUCCUUUUUCUGGAAUAUUUGAAAUUUUACCAGGAAAUGCAUCUGAAUUAGGGGAAACAUUUAAAUUCAAAGAAGCUGUUGUUCUUGGAAGUACUGACUUCAUGGAGGAAGAUAUAGAAAAAAUUAUAGAAGAACUUGGAAAAGAAUUUAAGGGAAAUGCUUAUCACUUAAUGCACAAAAACUGCAAUCACUUUUCUUCAGCUUUAUCAGAGAUUCUCUGUGGAAGAGAGAUUCCUCGUUGGGUGAAUCGUCUUGCCUAUUUCAGUUCCUGUAUUCCUUUUCUCCAGAGUUGUCUACCAAAAGAAUGGCUUACACCUGCUGCCCUUCAGUCUAGUGUAAGCCAAGAGCUUCAGGAAGUCCUAGAAGAAGCAGAAGAUGCUGCAACAUCAACUUCUCUGUCAAGUUCAGCAUCAGGGGCAAGAACUGGCCAUCAUACUAAAAUAUAGGUUUAGUCCAAAGUACUGUAAUUUUGGAAGCUUUGUCAAUAACUGACUUCCCUUAUACAAUAGUAAAUAGACAUUUGAUGGUGUCUUUGGUUUGUAAUUAGAGAACUAAUUCAAACCCAUGGUGUUCUGCUCAGGAUUUUAUAUGUAGUGAAAAAAGUGUCUUGAUGAAAUGGAAAGAACUCGAGAAGAACUCAAAUGGAAUCUUCAUUUUAAUCUAAUCAAAUGACUUGGACUAAUUGAGCAGAAGUUAAACUGUUUACAGUAUUGUGUGCUGCUGUUACAAAUCCCUGAGGGAUAUCAGCCAUUAAAAGAAAAUGAAUAAAUUCAGCAUCAGUGGAAGUAUAGUAAUGGUCAGUGUUCCUUGCUACUGCCUUGGAAUAGAAUAGGUUAGAGUAUGUCUCUUCCAACUCUUAUUGGUGUACAAGGAACUAGUGAAUACUAUGUGUAAACAGGGUACAGAAUUAUCAAUAUAAAGAAUUUUAUCUAAGAAAGAAAGGAAGUAGCCCUACUAUUUAGCAGAAAUGUUCCUAAAAUGUGACUUCUAUGUCAAUUUUUUUCAAUUACAAUGAGCAAAUUUAUAUUUUAUUACAAAUACAAGUGCAUUCUUUGGGGUGAUAAAUUGCAGUCAUUUUAUUUCAACUGCCUCAUGCUUUUAUCUGAUUUGCAGAUAUGAAAAAUCAUUCUGAAUUUUUCAGAUAAUAGUGCCUGUUUCACAUAUCAUUUAAAAUCUAAAGUUAUAAGAUGCAGAUAAAACAGAUAAAUUACAGAUUCAUAUAAACUUGUGGAUGAGUUAAUUUAGAACAUGGUAAACAAUAGGUCCUUUGGAAACUAAAAAUGUGGAUUAUUCAGCAGAUGUAAAGUGUUGUUAAAUAGAAUUCCAGUUCAGAAACUCCAAGAGAAGUGACAGUUUUAAUUGCCUUUCUCAAUUCUCAGAUUCAAGCAAACCAAAUGCUUUAUCCAGCUCACUGUGUUUUUUGCCGAAGCAAUGAGUGUUUUAGAUGAAUAAGUUAUAGACAUUUUUGUGCCAUUAAAUAGCAAUAUAUACUGUGUGAACUACAAAAAAAUCAUUUGCAAAAAUAUUAGAGGAAUAUCUUCUAUUUAACGUGUUCUAUUGCUGACAUAAUUUCGUUGGGAUAGAAUUAAAAAUAGUACUGGCAUCUAAUUGAAAUUGGGUUCAGAUUUUUAUAUAUGUGGUUUUAAAACUCUUCCAAAUACUUGGAAGUUGUGUUUAAACCAAGGCUUUCAAGGCUUGCAUUAGUGAAGAAUACAAAUUCUUCCAAUAACAACAUUUUAUGCUCCUUUGUGGAUACAUUUGCUAUUGUAAACAAUACUCAGGUAUGUAACAUCAUCCUAUUGAAAGUUAUAUAUAUAUAAUGGAUAUUAAAAAACAUUAUAUAUUGUAGCCAGUCCUUUUAAUAAGCAAAUACAUUCUUACUAGUCAUUUUUAUGAUUUAACCAGAGUAACUUAUUGGUUAAUUUCAAAUUUAAUGUUUAAAUCCCAUGUUUUUUAAGCAAUCAUCUAAAUUGGGUUUCUGAGAAUACACUAUUAAAAUCAUAAGCAUAGAGUGUUUCUCUAUAAACUGACAAUGAGAUAAUUUGGUUUUUCAACUGAUAUGGGAAAGAGUAGUAUGGGUCUCCAUCUAUUAAGGAAGUUGAUAUGUUAACAAAGAAAACAUUCAUAUACUGAUAGAUAUAAAUUUAUCCACUCCUUUCAAGGAAGGAUGAUGCACAUAUUUUUUGACAUUACUUACCAGUGCCAUGAAAUUUUACCCAUGCAGAGUUGAUGGAAUCUCCAUAAUAGAUUCUAUAACAUAACUGGCUUUAUUAUUAAUUACAGAAUAAUUUGACAUUUUAUGUCUGUAUCCACGACAAUAGCAUGUAAGGAAUGCAAGGAAAUACAUGGCAUACUAAGUAAAAGCAAUUAUUUAAUAACAUGGUUAUAUAUUCUGAUUUUACUGGAUUUUUCUAUUAUACAUUUUGUGGCAUUUUAUAAUGACUUUAUGUCCACAAACAGCUGAAUUCUGAAGCUGCUACAAUCUUAGGGAAUGAUGGCAGUCCUAUAACUUAUCAUGUGUGCUAUAUCAAUUCUACACUUGAUUCCUUGAACAAAGCAACCUGCCAAAAUCUACUUUCCUAACUAGCAACAGUUGAAGGUAUAUUUCACCAGCAUUACUACUCAGCAGGGAAUGCAUUUCUCCCAGUAGCCAUAGUGUGCAUUAAGCUAAAACACUUUCUACCUAUAAUACUGGAUAUCUCAACCUUAAAAGAAAAACGGGUAGAAGAAAUACAUUUUGGGUUCUCUGAUCUGCCCAAGUUCUAUUUUGUUUCUUAUCAAAGAGAAUACUGUAGUUGAUGUUUUGUCUUAUUAAAGCCAUUUUUAAGAUGCCAUUCAUAUUUAAGAAGUUAAAAAUUAAUUGCUAACAAAUGUCAGACUACACUAGUAAACUGGAUGGGUUCAUUAUAAAUGGUGAGGUUCUUGAUUACAUGCAAUACAACUCUGUUAACAACUGAUGUUCACUUUUAGGUGGUUUAAGAGAGUUUUCACCAACACAUUUUUGUAAACUAAAAAUAGGUUUACUGUAAUGCAUAGUAUUUGUAUGAAAUAGCAGAUGUUGACUUUUGUUACAUUCUCAUGUCUAUUAUAAAC
This is a messenger RNA of Pseudonaja textilis, 3353 nucleotides long. It is a transcript of the gene DESI2, whose product is annotated as desumoylating isopeptidase 2. Gene Ontology annotation, molecular function: deubiquitinase activity. Gene Ontology annotation, biological process: protein deubiquitination. NCBI's taxonomy places the organism in Eukaryota, Metazoa, Chordata, Lepidosauria, Squamata, Elapidae. The record is from RefSeq and is a predicted model, not a curated record.